Messenger RNA from Archocentrus centrarchus (flier cichlid), 2992 nucleotides. Its product is annotated as tropomyosin alpha-1 chain-like. Bases 159 to 1004 code for a protein of 281 amino acids. The transcript is spliced from 9 exons. NCBI's taxonomy places the organism in Eukaryota, Metazoa, Chordata, Actinopteri, Cichliformes, Cichlidae. The record is from RefSeq and is a predicted model, not a curated record.
UAUCCAGUAACUGCCCAGCCAAAAUACAUAUUUGACUCACUACAGACUAAGCGAGCUCGCACUCCAGCUUGGCGUUCAGUGUGGUUCAGACGCUCCGAUCGCUUCAUUCGGUUUCUUUUGUUUUUGGUUCGCGCAGAGACCCCCGACACUAACCAGCCAUGGAUGCCAUCAAGAAGAAGAUGCAGAUGCUUAAGCUCGACAAGGAAAACGCCUUGGACAGAGCUGAGCAGGCCGAGUCAGACAAGAAAGCAUCUGAGGACAGAAGCAAACAGCUUGAGGAUGACCUGGUAGCACUGCAGAAGAAGCUAAAGGCAACUGAGGAUGAAUUGGACAAAUACUCUGAAGCCCUGAAGGAGGCCCAGGAGAAACUGGAGCUCGCAGAGAAGAAAGCCACAGAUGCUGAGGGUGAUGUAGCUUCCUUGAACAGACGUAUCCAGCUGGUUGAGGAGGAGCUGGACCGUGCUCAGGAGCGUCUGGCCACAGCUCUGACCAAGCUGGAGGAGGCUGAGAAGGCUGCUGAUGAGAGCGAGAGAGGCAUGAAGGUCAUUGAGAACAGGGCAAUGAAGGACGAGGAGAAGAUGGAGCUGCAGGAGAUCCAGCUGAAGGAGGCCAAACACAUUGCUGAGGAGGCUGACCGCAAAUACGAGGAGGUGGCCCGUAAACUGGUGAUCAUUGAGGGUGACUUGGAACGUACAGAAGAGCGCGCUGAGCUGUCUGAAGGCAAAUGCUCUGAGCUUGAGGAGGAGCUGAAAACUGUGCAGAACAACCUGAAGUCUCUGGAGGCCCAAGCAGAAAAGUACUCACAGAAGGAGGACAAGUACGAGGAGGAGAUCAAGGUUUUGACAGACAAGCUGAAGGAGGCUGAGACCCGUGCCGAGUUCGCUGAGAGAUCAGUCGCCAAGCUGGAGAAGACCAUUGAUGAUCUUGAGGAUCACCUGUACAAGCAGCUUGAGAAAAACCGUCUUCUGACCAAUGAACUGAGAGUAGCACUAAAUGAGGCGUAAAGUGGACGUGGUUCUCGUAUGCUUUAAUUUCUCUGAAAUUCCGAUCACCAGGAAUGUUGUACUGUUUAUUUAAAGAAGUAUACACAGCAAGUACACAAAACAAGUUAUGCUUUCAAAAAGUGGGAAUAUAAGUGAGAGAUUUUCACAUGCAUGUUCAACUAACUGCUUCAAGUGGGAGGGUCAGACAGCCGCAGGCUAGGAAAAGGUGUGAAAUGGAUUUGACAUAUUAUCUCAGUUAUUGUCAGGGCUGCAUAACAUAAAUCUGGUCUGGAAUACGUGCUUCUGUCCAUGAGAAUGAGGGCUGGUGAGGAUUCUCAAGGUUUGGGAAAUCUUAAAAUAUUUCAAUGAACUACGGUCAUAUUUUUAACAAAUGCCAUCAAUUAUGAACCAAAAAUUGUUCAACUUUAAUCCAGAUUUUCCCUUUUGCACUUGGGUGGGAUGGAUGUUUGGAGGGAUACAUAGUUAUUAUUUGUAGCAUUUCAGUGAUACUGACAUUCACAUCUCAGUUAUGAGUUGCAAUAAUUAUUUAUACAACACCAAUUUAUAACAGCUGUUGCCCAAAGCACUUAAUAGUGUUAUGUAAAGCCCCUACAAGAUUGGAGAACCCCCAACAAUCAGACGACCCUCUAAGAGCAAGCACAGCGACAAUUGUAAGGAAGAUCUGCCUUUUAACAGGGAAAUAUCAGGAAGAAGCUGGCUCAGGGAGGAUCAGUCGUCUACUGUGACCGGUUGGGCAGUGAGGGGAAAGAUGAGGAAGAGCAUAAAGAGAUGAAGACAAAAUACACUGUGGUAGACAUGAAACAAAAAUUGGCAUGCAGAAGUGGCAUGUAAAUGCAUCAGGGGUAAUCUAUAUUAAAAAGUAAAGUUUUAAGUGUAAUCUUCUAAAAGUAGAGAGAGCGUUUGUUUCCCAAACCCCAACUGGGAGCUUGUUUGAGAGCAGAGGAGCCCGAUAGCAAACGGCUCUGCCUCCUAUUCUACUGUUGGAAACUCUGAGCACCACAAGUAAGCCUGCAGUCUGAGAGCAAAGUGCUCCAUUAGGAUAUGUGUUUAAGAUGAGGUGUUUAAGAUGUCACCUAAAUCAUCGUACAAAUACUUGCCAGUUGUCCAGUUUGGGAAAUGAUAUCGGUAGAGAUAUCUGCCUACUCCAUGAAUAUAGUUUAUAUAUUGUGUCCAGUAAUUGGGUUGUGACUUUGGGAAAGAAACAUUGCAGCUGAGUUUUUCAAAUGUAUUUUUGGGGCACUUUAAGCACCACAAGGCAAGCAAUAUUUAGUUUCAUUAUAUAUCUUCAGCACUUAACAACUUAAACCAACAGUGUAAAUGGAUAAAAGCACUGCAAUCUAGAGGAAAAAUAUGCAGUUUUAUUUUGGGUGAACUGUUCCUUAAGGCUUGAGGCAGGAGGAGAUUGUACCAUUUCACCUGUAGCAACAAGGAUUCAGCAUUGGCCACUGGUGAUAAGGAAGAUGUGCCUAAAUAGACUAAAGAGCAGCCUGUUUGAACCCCUCUGAAAGCUGUCAGUGCUGUGUUUGUCUAACUAAAUGAAAGAAGAAAAAAGAUACAGAAUGUGCAAAUACAAUAAAGGCACAAUUGUAUUGGUGUAGUUGUGGGAGGAAAUAAUUAAUGCAUAAAGUUGAGGUCUAAGUUUUUGCCUCAAAAGUGCUAGGAAUCCAUAAAUCCACUGCCAAACCAGACUUGAACAAAAAAAACAAACAAAAACAGAAAAACAAGGUCAAAGCCUUUUUCUGUUCAUAAAUGCAGCUCAUCCAGUCUUGAGCACAGCCCUGUCAAUAGCGUGAGCUUUAAGUAUUUAUAGAACUUGUGCAGUUGGCUCACGGUAUCUUAAAAUAAGUUAAGGAUAUAUACUCUGCUAAAAAAAAAAAAAAAAAAUGCCGACCUCUUACUGAAAAAUAUUCUGAGGUUUGUAACGAUACUCAUCAUUUGUUUCUCACUGUUACUGGGCUAAAACACUUUGUCUGAUUAUAUUCUGUGCA